UUCUCUACUCAUCGUUAUCCUCUAUAAAUACCAAAAACGAUGAUCCAGAAACACAGAAUCGCAUCAUCACCGUCUCUGAUUUUGUUGUUAAUCUUUGUGAUAUCCAUAAUUUGUCAGAUCAAUAUGUCUGUAUCAGCUUCCGAUUCGUCCAAACCGGCCGUUCAGAUUGUGUAUACGGAGAGGCCGCAGGAUGAGGAGCCCGAGGCUUACCAUAUGCGAACCCUAGCCUCUGUCCUCGGCAGUGAGGAUGCUGCAAAGGAGGCUUUGGUGUAUAGUUAUAAAACUGCUGCGAGUGGUUUUUCCUGUAAGCUUACUCCUGAGCAAGUUGAUCAAAUGUCCAAACAACCAGGUGUUCUUCAAGUUGUCCCUAGCAAGACUGUUCAGCUGCAUUCGGGGCCUGCAAAGCUUCACUAAAAUGCAUGAAGUUCUCUCUAUAUGCGUACAAUAAAUACUUUGUCAAACAGUAUUUCCAUAUAUAAAAAGAAGUUUCUUAUGCUAUACUGCAAUGAUUUGCAUGCUAAGAAAGCUUUGGAUCUGAUCUAAAGUACAUGUAUACUUCUUUAACGUGUUCUUGAAUAAUCUUUAUUGCUUUGGAUCUAAUUUUCCGUGUGCUUUUACUAUGUAUUAAACAUGAUUAUGUGCCCGUUUUUUAGGGCUUCAAGUAUAAGUCUAGUCUGACUUUGGUUCGGGUUUUA
Molecule: messenger RNA, 695 nt
Organism: Mercurialis annua (annual mercury)
Lineage: Eukaryota; Viridiplantae; Streptophyta; Magnoliopsida; Malpighiales; Euphorbiaceae
Product: subtilisin-like protease SBT3.10
Exons: 3
Coding region: 40-414 (124 amino acids)
Source: RefSeq, a predicted model, not a curated record